CCAAUUCCCCGCCUUUCAAAAAUGCUUCGAUCGCUGUCUUGUCCCGGGGUUAGGAAAGUCGCGCUUGCUUAUGAGCAAACGAAUCCGGAUUUCCUUCCCUUCAGAGCCAAGCUGUUCACCUUGAGAUUAUUGCACAUGUUGGGACCUUUUAAAUAUCUCAUGUGCCUCAACCAGAUGUCUCUCGAAAGUCGAGCGAACCCAGGUCAAAUUAAGACAAUCCAGGAUGUUUACAGUGUGGGUGGGGUUGUUAACUGAUCUAACAGCCCUGGUUUAUUUUUUAAAAUUCUUUAUUUAAAUUCGACAAAGGUGGCCCUGGUUCCUCGCUCUCUCCCGUUUAAAUUCCCGUGUGAAAUUCAAAUAUACAACAUUAUUGUAAUCCGGAAACCUGGGUGUCUCCCGCUGACGUCAGGCUGGGCAGGAUAAUUCCCCUCCUUUAAACAGCGGCAGGGCGAGCUGUUUCUGUUCUCGCCCUUGAGGGAGGGGCAGGACCAGAACCAGGACCAGAGGCGGGCGAGAGGGGAGCGGAGGAGGAGGAGGAGGAGCAGGGAUGGCCGGCGAGGCCAGCAGGACCACUUAUGAAGAGUACAAGGAGACGGCCGAUUGGUUGUUGGCUCAGACCAGCACGCGGCCCCAAUUGGCCGUGAUCUGUGGCUCGGGCCUCGGGGGACUCACCGACCUGCUGAGCAACAGGACCGAGAUCCCGUAUGAGAAGAUCCCGCGGUUCCCCCAGAGCACAGUUCCAGGUCACGAGGGAAAACUGGUCUUCGGGGAGCUCAGCGGCAAGCAGUGUGUCUUCAUGAAGGGCCGCUUCCAUUUUUAUGAAGGCUACCCGAUCAAUAAGGUGACCUUCCCGGUCCGAAUCUUCCACCUGAUGGGAGUUAAGUCCCUGAUCGUCACCAAUGCCUCCGGAGGACUGAACGAGAAGUUCAGAGUGGGCGACCUGAUGGUCAUCAAGGAUCACAUCAACCUGCCGGGCUUCGCGGGGCUUAACCCGCUCGUCGGCAGCAACGAGGAGAGGUUCGGUCCACGAUUCCCCUGCAUGUCGGACGCUUACGACCAGAAGUAUCGCCAGCUUGCUUCUGACAGCGCCCUGGAGCUGGGGUACCAGGACUUUUUCCGCGAGGGCGUGUACUGCAUGCUCACUGGUCCCUCGUACGAGACGGUGGCGGAGUGUCACAUGCUGAAAGUGCUGGGAGCAGACGCAGUGGGUAUGAGCACAGUGCCGGAGGUGAUCAUCGCCCGACAUUCCGGCAUCCGAGUGUUCGGCAUCUCCCUCAUCACCAACCAGGUGGUGACAGACUACAGCAGCCAAACCAAGGUCAACCACCAGACAGUGCUGCGUGUGGCCCAGGAACGGGCUCAGGCCCUGCAGACACUGGUGGCCAAGGUAGUGGAGAAGAUGGAGUGAGAACCCAUCCCCGCUCGCUGCCCAUGUGGAGAGAUCAGCACCAACACAACCCGCUCCACACAUGCCCACAGCACCUGCCUGCUGGGUAUACAGUCCCCUCCGCAGCACACGCCUUCUCACCCCAUACACAGUCCCAUACAUGUCCCCAAACACCAAAUACACAGCCCCACAAUACCCAUACACAGUCCCAGACACAGCCCCACACACACAACCCAUACACAGCCCCAUACACAUCCCCAAACACUGAAUACGCAGUCCCAGACACAACCCCCACACAUAACCUCUACACAGCCCCAUACACGUUGCCAAACACCAAAUACACAGCCCCACAUACAGCCCGUACACAGUCCCACACCCCCAUGCACAACCCUGUACACAGCCACACACACCAUAUACACACCCCAUACACAGCCACACCCAUGGUAUGCACACCCCACACACUGUAUACACAGCCCCAUACUCCAAACAAACCCCACCCUCCCCAUACACAGCCCUACAUCCAAUCGACUCUGAACACAGCCCACACACCUCACCCACCUGUGCACAGCCCCACUCCCAUACACAUCCCACCCACCCAAUACACACGCCCGCAUACACACCUCAUCCACUCCAUACGCACCCCACCCCCAUACACACUCCACUGAAAAAAAAAGCCCCAACCCACACAAUACAUACCCUCACCUACCCAAAACCACCACAUGCAUAGUCCACCCACCCAUUACACACUGCACCCACCCAAGACAUGCCCCCCCGCGCCCACUACGCACACCACCCUCCCAUUACAAACCUCACCCAAUACACCUGCCUGCUACACACCCCAUUACGCGCUCCUCUGGCUGCCUUUCACGCUCCUUCCCUGGCAGUUUCACUGCUCCGUUGUCAGCGAGGUUUCCCCACACCCUCUGGCUGACGUGCAGCCAUAGAACCAUAGAACCAUACAGCCACCUGAACCCACCUGGUUAUUGAGGGUGGAACGUAAUAGUCGGGCAGUGCUCCCCAUGUUCCACCCAUCUCCAUCAGAGGAUAUUUCCCGACCAAUACUUGCACAGUGCAAUCGUUCAGCACAGAACCAGGCCCUUCUGCCCACCUCGUCCAUACCGACCGUCGUGCCUCUCUACACUAAUCCCGCGCCCACAUUAGGCCUAUACCAUUCCCACCCAAGUUCCCGGCCAAAUGCCUUUUCAACAUCGUAAUUUUAUCUGCCUUCUCCACCUCCCCUGGCAGCUUGUUCCAGAUACCCCCCGCCUUCUGUGUGGAAAAACUUACCCCUCAGGUCCCCUUUAAAUCUCUCCCCUCUCACCUUAAACUUGUGCCCUCUAGUUUUAGACUCCCCUACCCUGGGGGGAAAAGACUGACCACCUACCCCAUCUCUGCCCCUCACAAUGUUUUAAACCUCUAUAAGGUCACCCCUCAGCCUCCUAGGGCUCCAAUGAGAAUAUACUCAGUCUCUCCUUAUAAUACCCUUCUUCUGCACACUCCCUACUGCUACCACAUCCUUUCUAAUAGAAUAACAAGUUGAAGUCUGAGCAAUAGAUAAUUUAUUUUAAAAUAACAUAUGAUAGUUUCUUUAUUAAUUUAUACUGAUUUACUGUGAAGAGAACUGGAACUCUCCUGAUACUGAUUGGUUGGAGCUCAAUAAAGGUCUGUAGACCAGAUCUGUAGAUCAGUACCGGCUUGCCUUCCUGCUCCCUGAUGAGUUAGUGGGUCUC
Molecule: messenger RNA, 3117 nt
Organism: Pristis pectinata (smalltooth sawfish)
Lineage: Eukaryota; Metazoa; Chordata; Chondrichthyes; Rhinopristiformes; Pristidae
Gene: pnp6
Product: purine nucleoside phosphorylase 6
Exons: 6
Coding region: 548-1408 (286 amino acids)
Biological process (GO): nucleoside metabolic process
Cellular component (GO): cytoplasm
Molecular function (GO): purine-nucleoside phosphorylase activity
Source: RefSeq, a predicted model, not a curated record